Molecule: messenger RNA, 627 nt
Organism: Oldenlandia corymbosa var. corymbosa
Lineage: Eukaryota; Viridiplantae; Streptophyta; Magnoliopsida; Gentianales; Rubiaceae
Source: the annotation of a GenBank genome assembly
ACUUAACUGCCCUGUCUGAUAAACAAAAUCAAUCGGUACCAAACUUUCAAUUCAGACGGUCAGGGACAAGCUUCGGCGGCGAAGUCUUAAAUCCAAAAUUGUCCGGCGAUAAUGUUGGAGGAGAGAACGACGGUUACUGCUAAUCGAGAGGAUGAAAUGGCGAAAGAAAAAGUCAUUGCAAGAGUCCCCGACGUUAUCAAGACCUUCCGCAAAAGUUGAUUCUGAGGGUAAGAUCGCUCAAGGUUUUGAGAGACGGUGUAUCGAUGACUUCAGAAAACAAGGCAUGAUCUACAACGGUUUUCCGCAUCAGGAAAUCAUCAGCAACAGGAGCACCAGAACAAUGGUACACGUGCACACGUGUUGCUGCAAGAAUGAUCCUUCUAUGCUACUUCUACAAACUGCAGGGACCUUCCCUUACACAUUAGCUGUAAUAGAAAUGUUAUCGAAAUAGGGAAGACUCGCCAAGCAGUGAUUAUAGCAUUGUGUAGAUUUGUUUAGACUGUAAUUAGUUAGAUUUGUAAUGUAGUCAUCUUAGUGUAAAUAACAGACCUAUUUAUCUAUAAAUAGAAUAGAUUUGUAUAUAAUCACAUACAUUUGGUUCAGAAUUAAAAAUAUCCUUUUCCCUAA